UCGCCCUUCACAAACCCUUCAGUAACAUUUCCCCUUUCCUUGCAGUCACCAGGAGAACCAAGAAGCUAAUUUCUCUCAAUCAAGGUGGUGCUCUUAAUGCCUCAGCAGAAUGGCAGAAGGUGCAGAUGGAGAGGAAGAGAUUCAGUUCUUGCGUACGGAUGAUCAAGUGGUUCUGCAAUGCACAGCCUCCAUUUUAAAAGAGCAGAUCAAAGUCUGCCUCUCAUGUGAAGGAUUCGGGAAUCGUCUCUGUUUCCUGGAGACCACCUCCAAUGCUCAGAAUGUACCACCUGAUUUGGCGAUCUGCUGCUUCAUACUGGAGCAGUCCUUAUCUGUGCGUGCGCUACAGGAGAUGCUGUCCAACACUUCUGUGGAUGAGGCUGUGGAUUUGGACAAAUGGUCUUCACAAGGUGGGGGUCAUCGUACUCUCUUGUACGGACAUGCCAUCCUCUUAAAACACACUCAUUCAAGCAUGUACUUGAGCUGUUUGACAACAUCACGCUCUCUCACAGACAAGCUGGCAUUUGAUGUGGGCUUGCAGGAAGACUCCACAGGAGAAGCCUGCUGGUGGACAAUCCAUCCGGCCUCCAAGCAGAGAUCUGAAGGCGAGAAAGUCCGAGUGGGAGAUGAUCUGAUUCUUGUCAGUGUUUCAUCAGAGCGAUAUUUGCAUCUGUCCUACGCCAGCGGUGACUUAAUGGUCGAUGCUUCCUUCAUGCAAACCUUGUGGACAAUGACUCCUGUGAUGUCGGGUUGUGAGCUAGCUGAAGGUUUUCUGACUGGAGGAUAUGUGCUUAGACUCUUCCAUGGUCACAUGGAUGAGUGUUUGGCGAUCCCAGCAGCUGACCAAGGAGAUGAUCAACGCAGAGUUGCUCAUUAUGAAGGAGGAGCUGUGUGCAGUCACGCUCGGUCCUUAUGGAGACUUGAGCCACUGCGUAUCGCGUGGAGCGGUGGUCACAUUAAAUGGGGCCAGUCAUUUAGGAUACGUCACAUAACAACCGGAAGGUACCUUUUCCUGGAUGAAGAAAAGGGGCUGCUAUUGGUGGACAGUGAGAAAGCCAAUUCUAAAAUGGCAGCCUUCUGCUUCAGAAUUUCCAAGGAAAAAAUCGAAGUCACUCAGAAGCGUGAUGUGGAAGGGAUGGGCAUUCCUGAGAUUAAGUAUGGAGAGUCCAUGUGUUUUGUGCAACAUGCUUCAUCUGGUCUCUGGCUCACAUAUGCAGCUGUGGAUGCCAAAUCUGCCCGUUUAGGUCCUCUGAAGAGAAAGGCCAUCCUCCAUAAAGAAGGUCACAUGGAUGAUGCACUCACAGUUGCACGCUCUCAGACUGAAGAAUCCCAAGCCGCGAGGAUGAUUUACAGUACAACAGGCCUCUUCAACCAGUUCAUCAAAGGUCUAGAUGCCCUGAGUGGGAAAAACAAAUCUGCAAAUCCGCCUAAUCUCCCGAUGGACACGGUGGUGCUCUCACUUCAAGACCUGAUUUUUUACUUCCGUCCCCCUGAGGAGGAGCUGGAACAUGAGGACAAACAGUUCAAGCUCCGUUCCCUCAAGAACAGACAGAACCUUUUUCAGGAAGAGGGGAUGAUUACCCUCGUUUUGGACUGCGUUGAUCGUCUCAAUGUCUACAACACAGCGGCACACUUCUCAGAAUAUGCUGGGGAAGAAGCUGCAGAGUCAUGGAAGGAGAUAGUAAAUUUACUCUAUGAGUUGCUAGCUUCUCUGAUCCGAGGCAAUCGAUCAAACUGUGCGCUGUUCUGCGAUAACCUUGACUGGCUGGUCAGUAAAUUAGAUCGUUUGGAGGCCUCUUCAGGCAUCCUGGAAGUGUUGUACUGUGUUCUGAUUGAGAGUCCAGAGGUUCUCAAUAUCAUCCAGGAGAAUCACAUCAAAUCCAUCAUUUCUUUACUGGAUAAGCACGGACGCAAUCACAAGGUUCUCGAUGUGCUCUGCUCUUUAUGUGUGUGCAACGGUGUGGCUGUGAGGUCAAACCAAAACCUAAUUACAGAGAAUCUACUUCCCGGCCGUGACCUCCUCCUUCAAACCAACAUUAUCAAUUAUGUCACCAGCAUGAGACCCAACAUUUUUCUUGGCACCUGCGAAGGAUCCACUCAGUAUAAAAAGUGGUAUUUUGAGGUGAUGGUGGAUCACGUUGAGCCGUUCCUUACUGCUCAGCCAUAUCACCUGCGUGUGGGCUGGGCUCUGACGGAGGGAUACAGCCCGUACCCCGGUGGAGGCGAGGGCUGGGGGGCCAAUGGUGUCGGGGAUGAUCUCUACUCCUACGCUUUUGAUGGGCUUCACCUCUGGUCAGGCCGUGUUCCGCGCCAUGUCGCCACGCCUAAUCAGCACAUUCUGGCAGCAGAGGAUGUGGUCAGCUGCUGUUUGGACCUGAAUGUGCCCAGCAUUUCGUUCCGCAUCAACGGCCAUCCUGUUCAGGGCAUGUUUGAGAACUUCAACUUGGAUGGCCUCUUCUUCCCUGUUGUCAGCUUCUCUGCAGGCGUAAAGAUCCGAUUCCUUCUUGGCGGCCGUCAUGGGGAUUUUAAGUUCCUUCCACCUCCGGGCUAUGCUCCUUGCUACGAGGCAGUGUUGCCAAGGGAUCGUUUGCGGAUCGAGCCCAUUAAGGAGUAUAAACAUGACUUUGAUGGUGUCCGUAAUCUGCUCGGUCCAACACAGUCCCUCUCACACACUUCCUUCACUCCCUGCCCUGUGGACACUAUACAGAUUGUACUUCCUCCCCAUUUGGAGCGUAUUCGAGAGAAGCUAGCCGAGAAUAGCCACGAGUUAUGGGCAGUGACUCGCAUUGAGCAAGGGUGGACCUACGGACCAUUUCGGGAUGACAACAAGAAGCUGCACCCAUGCCUGGUUGACUUCCAGAGUCUGCCUGAACCAGAGAAAAACUAUAACUUGGCAAUGUCAGGAGAAACUCUCAAGACUUUGCUGGCACUGGGCUGCCAUGUAGGAAUGGGAGAUGAGAAAGCAGAGGAGAAUCUCAAAAGAACCAAGCUUCCUAAAACUUAUAUGCAGAGUAGCGGCUAUAAGCCUGCUCCCCUGGACCUCAACCACGUCAAGCUGACUCCUAAUCAGAACACUCUCGUUGAGAGACUGGCGGAAAAUGGACACAAUGUGUGGGCCAGAGAUCGAGUUCGCCAGGGCUGGACGUACAGUAUCGUGCAGGAUAUCAUGAACAAGCGUAAUCCUCGUCUGGUUCCUUACAACCUUUUGGAUGAGAAGACCAAAAAGACUAACAGAGAUACAGUUUGUGCAGCGGUUCGCACCCUCAUUGGCUAUGGCUACAACAUUGAACCACCUGACCAGGAGAGCAGUGGACAUGGAGCAGGCAGCUCUCGUGGAGAUAAGAUCAGAGUGUUCAGAGCAGAGAAGUCUUACGCUGUCACACAGGGGAAGUGGUAUUUUGAAUUUGAGGCUGUGACGGUUGGAGAGAUGAGAGUGGGCUGGGCCCGACCCAGCGUUCGAGCUGACACUGAACUUGGUGCAGAUGAGUGGGCCUAUGUCUUCAACGGUUUCAAGGCACAACGAUGGCACGUGGGAAAUGAGUCAUUUGGUCGUCAGUGGCAAUCUGGCGACGUGGUGGGUUGCAUGAUUGACCUAACAGAGAUGAACAUCAUGUUCACACUCAAUGGAGAGAUGUUGAUCAGUGACUCGGGCUCAGAGAUGGCCUUUAAGGACAUUGAGAUCGGAGAGGGCUUCAUACCUGUAUGCAGUCUGGGCUUGUCCCAGGUGGGCCGCAUCAACUUGGGUCAGAAUGUCAGCAGCCUCCGUUACUUUACCAUCUGCGGUCUCCAGGAGGGAUUCGAACCCUUUGCCAUCAACAUGAAAAGAGACAUCACAAUGUGGUUCAGCAAGAGCCUUCCUCAGUACAUUACUGUACCAACUGAACACCCUCACAUUGAGGUGUCUCGUGUUGACGGAACAGUGGAAACUGCCCCCUGUCUCAAGGUGACCCACAAGACAUUUGGAUCCCAGAAUGCCAACACAGAUUUGCUGUUCUUCAGGCUCAGCAUGCCAGUGGAGUUCCACGAGACUUUCAAAGUCCCUGCAGGGACCACCCUCCUCACUCGUGCCCUCACUAUCCCUGAGGAUGAGGUGGUAGAGGUGGAUCCAGACUCUGACUUUGAAAUACUCAAGAAGUCAGCCACCCGCAAAGAACAGGAGGAAGAGAAGAAAGAACCCUCUGUGCCUAAGGAGAUACCUGCCCUCAAGAACGGCGAAAACGAGAAGGAUGCUUCCACUGAGAAAAGCAAGAAAAAAGGAUUCCUUUUCAAGGCCAAGAAGGCUGCAUUAAUAACUCCACCACCUGUUGUUCCCACCAUGCCCCGCUUGGUGGAAGACGUAGUGCCAGAUGACAGGGAUGACAUGGACAUAAUCCUCAACACCACCACGUACUACUAUUCUGUACGAGUGUUUGCGGGCCAGGAGCCAAGUGGGGUGUGGGUGGGCUGGAUCACACCUGACUAUCACCAGUACGAUCCACAUUUUGACCUCAGCAAAGUGAGGAAUGUAACGGUCACCGUAGGUGAUGAUAAAGGCAACAUUCAUGACAGUAUAAAACGCAGUAACUGCUACAUGGUAUGCGGAGGUGAAUUCAGCAGCUCCCAGCAAACCCGAGUGAGCCAGGAAGACUUUGUGAUUGGCUGCCUCAUCGAUUUGGACACAGGACUCAUGACCUUUACUGCGAAUGGAAAAGAGAUCAACACAUUCUACCAGGUGGAGCCCAAUACAAAACUGUUUCCAGCUGUCUUUGUCCUGCCUUCUAGUCAGAAUAUGAUCCAGUUUGAGCUUGGCAAACUCAAGAACAUUAUGCCGAUCUCCGCGGCCAUGUUCAGGAGUGAACGCAAGAACCCAGUGCCCCAGUGCCCUCCCAGGUUGGACGUCCAAAUGUUAACCCCGGUCAUCUGGAGCCGCAUGCCCAACCACUUCUUGGCUCCAGAGACAGGACGCAUUAGUGAAAGACUGGGAUGGCUUGUUCAGUGCCAGGAGCCGCUCACCAUGAUGGCCCUCCAUAUUCCAGAAGAGAACAGGUGCAUUGACAUUCUAGAGCUAUCCGAACGAAUGGACUUGCUGAAGUUUCACUAUCACACUCUGAAGCUGUAUGGUUCAGUCUGUGCUCUGGGCAACAACCGUGUGGCUCAUGCUCUGUGUAGCCACGUGGAUGAAUCCCAGCUCUUCUACGCCAUAGAGAACACCUACCUUCCCGGACCAAUGAGGAGUGGCUUUUAUGACCUGCUUAUCAGCAUGCACCUUGAGUCCGCAAAGAGGAACCGGUUGGGAACCAAUAAGGAAUUCAUAGUUCCAAUGUCAGACGAGACACGUAGCAUCACUUUGUAUUCUGACAAGUCGCAUGCUUUACCGGGUGUUGGUCUCACCACAUGCCUGCGUCCCAAGCUCCAUUUUUCCUCCAUUGGGUUUGUCGGAACAGAUCCAGACAUCUACACACUGAGUCCUGUAGUUCCUUUGCAGGUACUCAAGACUAAAGCGUUAAACAUGCUUAUAGAAGCUGUGCAAGAUGGAGGCCAAGCCAUGAGAGAUCCUGUCGGGGGUAGUGUUGAGUUCCAUUUUGUGCCAAUCCUGAAGCUCAUCAGUACCCUCCUUAUCAUGGGUGUGUUUGACGAUGAAGAUGUCACUCACAUCCUGGAGAUGAUUGAGCCAACAGUCUUUGGUGGUAAGAAGACAGAGGAGCCUGUUGAAGAGAUUGUUAAAGUCAAGGAAGAGAAGGAACCUAAAGUGACUCUAAAAGCGCAGCUAGACAAAGAUGAAGCGCAAGAAGAUGUACUGGAAGAGGAAGGGGAGGAGGAGUUUGAAGAUGAUGGACUUGGGGAAGAGCAGGAGGAAGAGUUGGAGGAAGAGGAAGAAGAAUUGGAGGAGGCGGAACCCAUUUUGCCACAUGAAGAAAUGGUAGAUGAGACAGAGCCAGUGAAUGGGGAGAAAGGAGCAGACGAGACAGAGAAAGACAUCAAACCUGGUGAGAUGAGCGGUGAGGCUAAAGAGGAACAUUUCGAGCAAGGACUGUUCCAAAUGAAGCUACCUGAGUCUGUCAAAUUACAGAUGUGUACUCUGCUGCAGUAUUUCUGUGACUGCGAGCUCCGCCACAGGGUAGAAGCCAUCAUAGCCUUUUCCGACAAACUAGUCAGCCAGAUACAGUCCAACCAGAGGCAACGGUACAAUGAGUUGAUGUUGGCUUUCACAAUGAGUGCUGCCGAGACCGCACGCAAGACCCGUGAAUUCCGAUCCCCACCACAAGAACAGGUCAACAUGCUCAUGAACUUCAAGAACUGUGCAGAAGAUGAAGACUGCCCAGUUCCAGAAGAAGUCCGUGAAGCUCUGCAAGCCUUUCACAAUGCUCUACUCGAACAUUGUGGUGUCCAUAUUGAGGAGGAGGAGCAAGAGGAGGUGAUAGAUUAUUCUCUACGUGGACGACUGUUCCGUUUACUGGAAAGGGUGAAAAAAAUCCGCCAGAAGAAAGUUGAAGAGGAGCCUGAACCCGAGGAAGAUAAAAAACCAACCACCCUUCAGGAGCUGAUUUCCCAUACUAUGAUCCACUGGGCCCAGGAGUCCUUUAUCCAGAACCCAGAGCUUGUUCGUAUGAUGUUCAGCCUCCUCCACAGGCAGUAUGAUGGACUGGGGGAACUCAUCCGUGCCCUCCCUAAGGCCUACACCAUAAAUGCAGUCUCGAUCCAGGACACUAUGGAUCUGUUGGAGUGCUUGGGCCAGAUCCGCUCCCUUCUUAUAGUCCAGAUGGGUCCAGAGGAGGAGAGGCUCAUGAUUCAAAGCAUUGGGAAUAUUAUGAGCAACAAAGUUUUCUAUCAGCACCCGAACUUGAUGAGAGCUCUGGGCAUGCAUGAAACUGUCAUGGAGGUCAUGGUUAAUGUACUAGGAGGGGGGGACUCAAAGGAGAUCAGGUUUCCCCGUGUGGUGACAAACUGUUGUCGCUUUCUGUGCUAUUUCUGUCGUAUCAGUCGUCAGAACCAGCGCUCUAUGUUUGAUCAUCUCAGCUAUCUGCUGCAGAACAGCGGCAUCGGCCUGGGAAUGCGAGGCUCCACCCCUUUGGAUGUGGCUGCAGCCUCAUGUAUUGACAACAAUGAACUGGCGUUGGCUCUACAAGAACAAGAUCUAGAAAUGGUGGUGAAGUAUUUAGCUGGAUGUGGACUUCAGAGCUGUCCGAUGCUGCUUUCAAAAGGCUACCCAGACAUCGGCUGGAAUCCAUGUGGAGGAGAGAAAUACCUUGAUUUUCUGCGUUUUGCUGUAUUUGUCAAUGGAGAGAGCGUAGAAGAGAAUGCCAACGUCGUGGUGCGCCUCCUUAUCCGGAGGCCUGAAUGCUUCGGUCCAGCCCUGAGAGGGGAAGGUGGUAAUGGUCUUUUGGCUGCCAUUGAAGAAGCCAUCAAAAUAUCAGAGGAUCCUGCAAGAGACGGUCCAAGUGUGAAGAAAGACAGACGCUUUCCCAUGUUUGGAGGGGAGGAGCAACAUGAAGAAAACAGGGUGCACCUUGGAAACGCCAUCAUGUCAUUCUACUCGGCCCUUAUUGACUUGCUGGGGCGUUGUGCCCCCGAGAUGCACUUGAUCCAGGCUGGAAAAGGCGAGGCCCUGAGGAUUCGAGCUAUCCUAAGGUCUCUGGUUCCUAUUGAGGAUUUGGUGGGAGUCAUUAGCCUUCCUGUUCAGAUUCCUUCUUUUGGAAAAGACAACAGCAUCAUCGAACCAAAGAUGUCAGCCAGUUUUGUGCCAGAUCACAAAGCUCCGAUGGUUCUGUUCCUGGACAGAGUGUAUGGUAUUGAUAAUCAGGAUUUCCUCCUCCAUGUGCUGGAGGUGGGCUUUCUCCCCGACAUGAGGGCUGCUGCCUCUCUUGACACAGCUGCCUUCAGCACCACCGAGAUGGCCCUCGCUCUGAACCGUUACCUGUGCUCUGCUGUGCUGCCACUCAUCACCAAGUGUGCCCCACUCUUUGCUGGCAGUGAUCACCGAGCUAUCAUGAUUGACUCCAUGUUGCACACAAUCUACCGGCUUUCUCGUGGACGAGCAUUUACAAAGGCCCAACGGGACAUCAUUGAGGAGUGCCUUAUGGCUUUGUGCAAGCAUCUACGCCCAUCUAUGCUUCAGCAUCUGCUCCGACGGUUGGUGUUUGAUGUGCCCAUUCUCAAUGAGUAUGCCAAAAUGCCACUGAAACUGUUGACCAACCACUAUGAGCGUUGCUGGAAAUAUUACUGCCUCCCCAAUGGUUGGGCCAACUUUGGUGUUGCAUCAGAGGAAGAGCUGCACCUGACCCGCAAACUGUUCUGGGGCAUCUUUGAGUCCCUUGCACACAAGAAAUUUGAUGCUGAGAUUUUCAAAAUCUCUAUGCCAUGCAUUUGUGCCAUCGCCGGCGCCAUUCCUCCGGACUACGUAGAUGCCAGCUAUUCUUCCAAAACAGAAAAGAAGGCAUCAGUGGAUGCAGAGGGCAACUUUGAUCCGAAACCUGUCGAGACCACAAACACCAUCAUCCCAGAAAGACUGGAUGCGUUUAUCAACAAAUACGCUGAAUAUACUCAUGAUAAAUGGGCUUUUGAAAAGAUCCAGAAUAAUUGGUCAUACGGUGAAGUCCUGGAUGAAAAUGCAAAAACUCACCCCAUGCUUAGACCAUACAAGACAUUCUCAGAGAAGGACAAAGAGAUCUACCGCUGGCCUAUCAAAGAGUCCAUCAAGGCCAUGCUGGCAUGGGAGUGGACCAUAGACAAGGCCAGAGAGGAAGAAGAAUCAGAAAAGAAAAAGGCGGCAUCGCGGAAAAUCUCACAGACAGCUCAGGCAACCUACGACCCAAGCCACGGUUACAGUCCACAGCCUAUUGACAUCACACACAUGGCUCUCUCAAGAGACUUACAGUCUAUGGCUGAACAGCUGGCAGAAAAUUAUCAUAAUACAUGGGGUAGGAAGAAGAAGCUGGAGCUUCAAGCCAAAGGUGGUGGGACACAUCCUCUUCUGGUUCCAUAUGACACUCUGACUGCAAAAGAAAAGGCACGAGACAGGGAGAAGGCCUAUGAGCUGCUCAAGUUCCUGCAGCUAAAUGGAUAUGCAGUCACAAGGGGCUUGAAAGACAUGGAGUCUGACAUUUCUUCCAUCGAGAAAAGAUUUGCUUACGGCUUUCUGCAGAAGCUGCUGAAAUGGAUGGAAAUCGCCCAGGAGUUUAUUGCUCAUCUCGAGGCUGUAGUAAGCAGUGGACGCGUAGAAAAGUCUCCUCAUGAACAGGAAAUCAAGUUCUUUGCAAAGAUCCUGAUGCCGCUGAUUAACCAGUAUUUCAAAAAUCACUGCCUCUACUUCUUGUCCACUCCUGCCAAAGUCCUGGGUAGUGGUGGCCAUUCGUCCAAUAAGGAGAAAGAGAUGAUUGCAAGUAUCUUCUGUAAAAUGUCUGCUCUGGUGAGACACAGAGUUUCUCUCUUUGGAACGGAUGCACCGGCCAUUGUCAAUUGUCUUCACAUUCUGGCCCGAUCGUUGGAUGCAAGAACUGUUAUGAAGUCGGGGCCAGAGAUAGUUAAAGCUGGCUUGCGAUCAUUCUUUGAGAGUGCUGCUGAUGAUAUAGAGAAGAUGGUGGAGAACCUUAAACUGGGCAAAGUAUCAAAAGGCAAUCAGCAAGUGAAAGGCGUAUCCCAGAAUAUCAACUACACAACCAUUGCUUUGCUCCCAGUGCUCACUUCCCUGUUUGAUCACAUUGCCCAGCACCAGUUUGGAGAUGAUGUCAUGUUGGAUGACCUGCAGAUGUCGUGCUAUCGAAUCAUGUGUAGCAUCUACUCCCUUGGGACCGUCAAGAAUCCACAUGUUGAGAGACAGAGACCAGCUCUGGGAGAGUGUUUGGCUCACCUGGCAGCAGCCAUGCCAGUGGCCUACUUGGAGCCCUAUCUAAAUGAAUACAAUGCUUUCUCUGUCUACACUACCAAGACCCCCAGAGAAAGAGCUAUCUUGGGCCUUCCCAAUGAAGUCCAAGAGCUUUGUCCAGAUAUACCAGAGCUGGAUUCCCUUCUGAAAGAGAUUGGAGACUUGGCAGAGUCAGGGGCCCGCUAUACAGAGAUGCCGCAUGUCAUUGAGAUCACUUUGCCUAUGCUGUGUAACUAUCUGCCUCGCUGGUGGGAACGAGGAUCUGAGAACUUCACUGACAUGGAGGGUCAACUUUGCACUGCGGUCACAUCAGAACACCUCAAUCAGUUACUUGGCAGCAUUAUGAAAAUUGUAGUCAACAACCUGGGUAUAGAUGAAGCCUCCUGGAUGAAGAGGUUGGCUGUGUUUUCACAGCCCAUUGUGAGUCGGGCCAAACCUGAAAUGCUCAAAUCCCAUUUCAUCCCAACGAUGGAGAAGCUGAAAAAGCGCACAUCAAAGGUGGUGGCUGAGGAAGACCAUUUGCGGAUGGAGGGCAAAUCAGAAGGUGACGAGGAAGACGGCACCAUUCGAGAUGAGUUUGCUGUCCUCUGCCGAGACCUGUAUGCUUUGUACCCGCUCCUCAUCCGCUACGUGGACAACAACAGGGCAAAAUGGCUGACAUGCCCGGACCCUGAUGCUGAGGAACUCUUCCGCAUGGUUGGAGAGGUCUUUAUAUUCUGGUCGAAAUCUCACAACUUCAAGCGAGAGGAGCAGAAUUUUGUGGUGAUGAAUGAGAUCAAUAACAUGUCAUUCCUCACUGCUGAUAGCAAGAGCAAAAUGAGCAAGGGCGGGGACUCAGAGGGUGGAGGCUCGGAUGCAGAGCGUACCAAGAAGAAGAAACGGGGGGAUCGCUACUCGGUGCAGACCUCUCUCAUUGUUGCUGCUUUGAAGAAGAUGCUCCCAAUAGGUCUCAACAUGUGCUCCCCUGCUGAUCAGGAGCUUAUUAACUUGGCUAAGAUUCGAUACUCUUUGAGAGACACUGAUGAAGAAGUGAGGGAGUUUCUACAGAAUAAUCUUCACCUGCAGGGAAAGGUGGACAACCCAUCCAUGCGCUGGCAGAUGGCCCUCUACAAGGAAAUGGCAGGAAAGGCAGAGGAUGCCGAUGCACCAGAGAAAGUGGUCAAGAGAGUGCAGGAGGUCUCCGCCGUCCUCUAUCAUCUUGAAGUGACUGAGCACCCGUUUAAAUCCAAGAAGAUGGUAUGGCAUAAAUUGUUAUCCAAGCAGAGACGCAGGGCUGUAGUUGCUUGCUUCAGAAUGACACCACUGUACAACAUCCCAAGGCACAGAGCUUCCAAUAUGUUCCUUGAAGGUUACAAGCGAAACUGGCUUCACACUGAGGGUUACUCAUUUGAAGACAGAAUGAUAGAUGACUUGUCUAAAGCAAUGGAGCAAGAGGAAGGAGACGAAGAGGAGGAGAAAGAAACAAAGCCGGAUCCCCUCCACCAGCUUAUUCUGCAUUUUAGUCGCACUGCUCUCACAGAAAAAAGUAAACUUGACACAGAUCAUCUCUAUAUGGCAUAUGCAGACAUUAUGGCAAAGAGUUGCCAUAUUGAUGAGGAAGAAGAAGGGGGAGAGGAAAUGUUGGAAGAUGCUGAGGAUGAGAUGUCCUUUGAGGUGCGACAGUCGGAACUGGAGAAAGAAAUGGAAAAACAACGACUCCUUUACCAGCAGUCCAGGCUUCACAAUCGUGGAGCUGCAGAGAUGGUGCUACAAAUGAUCAGCGCCUGUAAAGGUGAGACAGGCCCAAUGGUGUCAACAACCCUCAAACUGGGUAUUUCCAUCCUCAAUGGUGGAAAUAGUGAGGUUCAACGGAAAAUGCUUGAGUACCUUAGGGAUAAAAAGGACGUCGGAUUCUUUUUGAGUGUCCAGGCCUUGAUGCAAACAUGCAGUGUCCUGGAUCUAAAUGCUUUCGAGAGGCAGAACAAGGCUGAGGGGCUGGGCAUGGUCUCAGAAGAAGGCACUAAUGAGAAGGUGAUGGCUGAUGAUGAGUUCACCUGCGACCUCUUCCGCUUCUUGCAGUUGCUCUGCGAGGGUCACAAUAAUGGUGAGUUUGGUUUGUAUUUCAUAUACCGAGUAAAAUCGCAUUGUAGCGUGGAGACGUCACUAACAUGCCUACUAUCCUGCUGCUUGCUUGCAGACUUUCAGAACUACUUAAGGACACAGACAGGAAGCACAACAACCAUCAACAUCAUCAUCUGUACCGUCGAUUACCUGCUCAGACUACAGGAAUCAAUCAGUGAUUUCUACUGGUAUUACUCCGGAAAGGAUGUCAUCGAUGAACCAGGGAAGAAGAAUUUUUCCAAAGCAAUGACUGUAGCAAAACAGAUUUUCAACAGUCUAACAGAAUAUAUUCAGGGCCCCUGCACGGGCAAUCAGCAGUCUCUAGCCCACAGCAGACUGUGGGAUGCUAUUGUGGGCUUCCUCCAUGUCUUUGCUCACAUGAUGAUGAAGCUGGCUCAGGAUUCGAGCCAGAUUGGUCUGCUGAAGGAGCUUCUGGACCUGCAGAAAGACAUGGUCGUCAUGUUGCUCUCGCUUUUAGAAGGGAACGUGGUGAAUGGCACCAUUGCCCGCCAGAUGGUGGACAUGUUAGUAGAGUCAUCCAGCAACGUAGAGAUGAUCCUUAAGUUUUUUGACAUGUUCCUCAAACUGAAAGACAUUGUGGCAUCUGAUGCGUUCAAAGAUUACAUCACGGAUCCUCGAGGCCUUAUCUCCAAGAAGGACUUCCAGAAGGCCAUGGACAGUCAGAAGCAGUACACACCUUCGGAAAUUCAGUUCCUCUUGUCCUGCUCAGAGGCGGAUGAAAACGACAUGAUCAAUUACGAGGAGUUCGCCAGUCGCUUCCAGGAACCCGCCAAGGACAUCGGUUUCAAUAUCGCCGUACUGCUCACCAACCUGUCUGAGCACGUUCCUCACGACACUCGACUACAAAACUUCCUGGAGCAAGCAGAGAGUGUGCUCAACUACUUCCGUCCCUUCCUGGGCCGUAUAGAAAUCAUGGGCGCCAGCCGUAAGAUUGAGCGCAUCUACUUUGAGAUUAGUGAGGUCAACCGCAGACAGUGGGAGAUGCCUCAGGUUCGAGAAUCCAAGCGACAGUUCAUCUUUGAUGUCGUGAAUGAGGGCGGCGAGUCGGAAAAGAUGGAGAUGUUUGUCAACUUCUGCGAAGACACCAUCUUUGAGAUGAAUAUUGCCUCACAAAUUUCCGAGCAGGAAGAAGAAGAAAAGGGAGAAGAGGAUGACGAGAUAGACGAAGUCGCUGUUGAAGGAGGCACAGGAGCAGUGAGCGGAACAGGGGAGGAGGACACCAAUGGAGAGGAGGGGCCACCUGAGUCCAGUUCUGCCUUUGCAGACUUCAUAAACAGCAUGUUAAGCUUCUUUAGCAUCUUCACCUUCCGUAAUCUCCGCAGACAAUAUCGUCGGGUGAGGAAGAUGACUUUGAAGGAGAUUGUGGUCGCCCUGUCCACCUUCUUCUGGACCAUCCUGCUAAGCAUCCUGCACUUCAUCUACAACGUGUGCAAAGGCUUCUUUAUGAUUAUAUGGCAUACCCUGUUUGGAGGCGGCUUAGUGGAGGGAGCUAAAAAUAUCACUGUGACAGAGAUUUUGGCCAGCAUGCCUGAUCCAACGCAGGAUGAUGUGCACGGUGAUGGACCAGGGGAACCUGGGAUGGGGGAGGAGCAAGACAUGGGAGGGGUUACGGACACUGGAGAAACAGGAAGUGGGGAAGAGGAAGAGGAGGAUACCCAGGACAAAGAAGGUGGAAGGAUACCGGGUAUCGAUGCUCCUGGUGGGCUUGGAGACAUGGGGAUUGAGGCCACUGUUGAACCACCUACCCCUGAGGGGACGCCUAUAACAAAGAGAAAAAUGCAGCAAACUGAAGAGACCGACGCCAGCCAAAAGCCUCCAGAACCAGUUCCUGUUGAGGAAACACCUCCAGAGCCCGAAAAGGCUGAUGUUGAAACCGGAGAGAAAGCAGAAAAGGAAUCUGAGACUCAGGAGAAAGAAGUGACCUCAGAACCAAAGAAGUCUGCAGCGGUAAAAGAAAAGAAGCCUAAAAAGGGAGGAGGAUUCCAAAUCUGGACUGAGCUGGAAAACCAGCGAAAUAAAUUUAUGAACUACCUCUCCAGAAACUUCUACAACUUGCGUUUUCUGGCUCUGUUCCUCGCUUUUGCCCUAAACUUUAUUCUGCUCUUCUACAAGGUGUCGGACACCCCACCUGAAGGCGAUGACAUGGAAGGAUCCGGGCUGGCAGAAGGAAGUGGGUUCUUUGAAGGCUCUGGUCUAUUUGAAGGCUCAGGGGAUGAGGUGGAUGGUUCUGGAAUGGAUGAUGGAGAUGAAGAUGAAGAAGAUGUACCGCUGUAUUUCUAUCUGGAGGAGAGCACGGGCUACAUGCAGCCUACGUUGUCCUUCCUCGCCAUUCUUCACACCGUCAUCUCCUUCAUCUGCAUCAUUGGUUACAACUGCCUCAAGAUUCCACUGGUGAUCUUCAAACGGGAGAAAGAACUUGCAAGAAAGCUAGAGUUUGAUGGGCUUUACAUCACGGAGCAGCCGGAGGACGAGGAUAUCAAGGGCCAGUGGGAUCGUCUUGUCCUGAACACUCCAUCCUUCCCAAACAACUACUGGGAUAAGUUUGUCAAACGAAAGGUUUUGGAUAAAUACGGAGACAUUUAUGGCCGAGAAAGAAUCGCCGAACUGUUGGGUGUGGACUUAGCGUCCCUGGAUGUGAGUCAACAGCAUGAAAAGAAACAAGAGGAAUCUGACAACUCAGCGUUUGCAUGGGCUACUACUAUUGACAUCAAGUACCAGAUCUGGAAGUUUGGUGUGGUGUUCACGGAUGGUACCUUCCUUUAUCUGUGUUGGUACCUGAUUAUGUCCCUGCUCGGCCACUAUAACAACUUCUUCUUCGCGUGUCACCUGCUGGACAUUGCCAUGGGCGUCAAGACCCUGCGCACCAUUCUGUCUUCUGUGACACACAAUGGCAAACAGCUGAUGAUGACAGUAGGUCUGCUGGCAGUGGUUGUGUACCUCUACACGGUUGUGGCUUUCAACUUCUUCCGAAAGUUUUACAACAAGAGCGAGGACGAGGACGAACCCGAUAUGAAAUGUGACGACAUGAUGACUUGCUACCUCUUCCACAUGUACGUGGGUGUACGUGCUGGCGGGGGCAUCGGAGAUGAAAUCGAGGAUCCUGCCGGGGAUGAAUAUGAGCUCUACAGAGUGGUCUUUGACAUCACUUUCUUCUUCUUUGUCAUUGUCAUCUUGCUGGCCAUCAUCCAGGGUUUGAUCAUUGAUGCCUUUGGAGAACUCAGAGAUCAACAAGAGCAGGUCAAAGAAGACAUGGAGACAAAAUGCUUCAUAUGCGGCAUCGGGAGUGAUUACUUUGAUACAACACCGCAUGGAUUUGAGACUCACACGCUGGAUGAACACAACCUGGCCAAUUAUAUGUUCUUCUUAAUGUACCUUAUCAACAAAGAUGAGACUGAACACACGGGACAGGAGUCGUACGUAUGGAAGAUGUACCAAGAGCGUUGCUGGGAUUUCUUCCCUGCUGGAGACUGUUUCCGAAAGCAAUAUGAAGAUCAACUGUCAUAAUGAACAAGUAGAACACUCUCUGGAGUGCUAUUUAUGUAUUUAUACUUUAUAUAACAUAUGCAGCAGUGAGUGAAAGCUCACUUUCAGACAAUGUGAGAAGAAAAAGCUUCUGAUGUGCUGAUUUAAAUAGUGCCUUAAUCUCAACACUGAUUUCAUUGAUUGCUCCACACAUGAUGACGAAUAUAUAUAUAUAUUUUCUCGUCUCGUGAUCAUUUUGAAUUGUGUUCUUAUUUAUUUAUUUCUUCUUUUUUCAUUUUAAUUUGAUGCGGAUGGCUCAGCAGGUCGUUCUCUGUCGUGCGGAUUUGGAUGAGAAAUGAGCCGAAGAGGUUUAGAGGUUUGAGCGGUUUAGGCCAAAACAAAACUGUAAUUACAUAAUCACAGUGUCCAAUGUAUGAGUACACACUCACUUGCCACUCACUACGUUAGCUACAACUGCAUAAAAAAAUCUGUCUUUACAAAAAUAAUACAGUAAUACUCAGUUUUCAAUGUAAAACUUCACUGAAGUAAAUGGACAGUUGUUUUUAAGGUUAUAUAUAGAGAUGCAACAGCCCUACACCAUUGCAAAUUACAAAAAUAAACAUAUACACCUGAGUGUGCCAAUCAAAACUGAACCUUAUUAUCUUUGCAACAGCUACAGAAGCUUUGAUGCACUGUAUCUUCCAAGACCUAAAAUGAAGUGUGUUUAUAAUAGUAAACCGACAUAUCACACAUCCAUAAACACACAACGCGCAGCAUCUUUUGCGCAACACAACAGUUUGUGCAUGCGUGCUAUUC
This is a messenger RNA of Doryrhamphus excisus (bluestripe pipefish), 16237 nucleotides long. RefSeq names its product ryanodine receptor 1-like. Gene Ontology annotation, biological process: intracellular calcium ion homeostasis; release of sequestered calcium ion into cytosol by sarcoplasmic reticulum; striated muscle contraction. The record is from RefSeq and is a predicted model, not a curated record. Lineage: Eukaryota; Metazoa; Chordata; Actinopteri; Syngnathiformes; Syngnathidae. Gene Ontology annotation, molecular function: protein binding; ryanodine-sensitive calcium-release channel activity. Gene Ontology annotation, cellular component: sarcoplasmic reticulum membrane; Z disc; smooth endoplasmic reticulum.